Molecule: messenger RNA, 1173 nt
Organism: Plasmopara halstedii
Lineage: Eukaryota; Oomycota; Peronosporomycetes; Peronosporales; Peronosporaceae
Product: thump domain-containing protein 3 isoform x1
Exons: 3
Coding region: 1-1173 (390 amino acids)
Biological process (GO): tRNA methylation
Molecular function (GO): RNA binding; tRNA (guanine) methyltransferase activity
Source: RefSeq, a predicted model, not a curated record
AUGGCAGACAUCUCGACGUAUUUGCUACUAGUAUUGCGUGGCCUGGAAUUUCUAGCAGAGAAAGAGAUCCGGUCCAAGCUACAGGUGGAAAGUCUCGAGCUAUGUAGCGUCCAGGAAAACCUUCAACCGCCUUAUAUGCAAAUUAUGCAGGGUCAGGCGGCUGUGGGUAAAUUUGUCCUACAGACCAAGUCACUGGCUGCGGAAGUGCAAAAUCUCCGGUCUGUACAAGCGACACUGGCAUUUUUGGCCAAGAGUGACGAGAUUGUUGAAGGAAGCGACGCAGGUGUAGCCCAAAUUGGGCAAUUAGUAUUUGAUGCCGAUUGGGACUCAGCCGUAAAGCUAUGGAAGCAGCAUGUAUUGUAUCCGAUAAAGGACAGCGAGAUUAAAUUUCGAGGAUCGUGUGUCCGUGAUGGCAAGCACAGGUACAAUUCACAAGAGAUUGCGGGCGAAGUUGGUGCAAGAGUGAUUGAAAAGUUUGGGUGGCAAGUGAACCUCACUGAGUUUGAUAUGGAAGUGGUCGUGAUUAUCUUUUACAAAUUCAUGGUUGCCGGUAUUGUCUUGGCGAAUUCACGGGAGAUUCAGUUCCGCAAUCGUAUGGCGAAUGAGACUCGCAGUGCACUUGCUGACACGCAGUAUGUCUCGACGCUACGUCCCAGUACUGCGUACCUUAUGCUGCAGCUCGUGGCGCACAAAUUUGGUGACGUGGUGCUUGAUUCAAUGUGUGGCAUUGGCUCACUUCCGAUCUGUGCUGCUGAUUUCACGAACGAUAAAAUAUUUGCUCUGGGUGGUGAAAUAGAUGAGUUGCCAUCAAGAAAAGCAGGUCUGAACGCACUCACCCGUCCACGCUUCGUGGAUAUUGCACGCUGGGAUAGCACGCGAUUACCUUUGCGAAGCGACAGCAUCGAUCGAAUUAUGAUCGAUAUGCCCUUCGGCCUUCGCUGUGGCACACAACGUCAGAAUAAUAAGAUUUAUCCAAAGAUUUUUCGCGAGCUCUUCCGUAUCCUACGUUCUGAUGGUCGAGCCGUACUUCUGGUGAUGUCCAAGAAGUUGUUUAAAGGUGCUGUUAAGGACCUUCCUUUCCGCAUUGUGGCCGAGCACAGUGUAUGCAUUGGUGGUCUAGGAGGCGGCAUUUAUGUUAUCGAGCCUAUCAAAAUCUCCACUUUUGUUUGUUGA